AUGGAUAGUUUUCACUGCGAAGUCCUACUGUGGAAUGGGAUGGUUCUUCUGGUAAUCGCUCUUGUCACAUCCCUGACAAACGGUGUUCUUCUGAUCACCGUUUUUCGCGAUCCUCUUCGCUGCUUUAGGAAUGGUGGAUCGGCAUUAAUUGCUUGCCUAGCCGUGACAGACUUUCUAACAGGAACCGUUACAGCAUCCAACGCUGGGAUUUUCAGUAUCCUCAACUCGCAAGGAAUACCAUCACUGAGGAUAAGAGGCGUGCUCCAAGAAAAGCUCGUGUCCCAGUUUACAGUGAGAAGUGGUAUUCUUGUAGUGACUGCCUUUACAUUUGAAAGAUUCCUUGCCGUAGCAAUGCCCCAUUUCUACCGUAACUAUGUCAUUAUCAAAAACGUCAAUAUCUGUGCCUUGGUUUGCUGCACGGUGGGCUUUCUAGCAAGUAUCAUAGAACUUGCUUUAGACAAGGUCAUCUUUGAGUACAUCAGUUAUUAUGGAUUCUUCAUCAGUCCCCUAAUUCUCAUCACCAUUUGUUAUUUGGCAACCUACAUUGCACUUAGGAAAAGACUCAGGAGUUCCAAGAGUACCAGUGUCAUGCCUGCCGCUUCGCAACAGCAAAGGAUGCGGGAAGUUCAACAGCUGAAAAGAGAAAGACUCCUGUUUCACACAGCCUUCUUUGUCAUUCUCGGUUUCGUGUUUUCCUACAGUCCCUGGUUCUCUGUAGUGGCCAUCACCACAUACUGCCCUUCCUGUACCAAAACAAGAUGGUAUUUUGCCCUGUAUCGCUCGACUAUUCCAUUCCUGUAUGUGAAUUCAGCGCUGAAUCCUCUGCUGUAUGCCUGGCGCAUUCCCAGGUACCGCAAAUCAGUUGCAAAAAUGUUUGGCAAUCCAAGAAUCGCCGACGAGAGUACUCUCAAUACAAACCAGCUGAAGAUGCCAAGGAACUCUGCUGCAAUAUUGGAACCCCAGGAUGUCGUAUUCAGCUCAGCAGAGCCAGUUUAAUCUUGACACUUCUUAAAAAUGUAUUUGUCAUAUUAAUUUGAACUGUAGUAUACUUUAGUUUAUAGUUAAGGCAAGAGCUUGACAUUUGAAAAGUUCUUUUGAUUGUGAUCCUA
Molecule: messenger RNA, 1109 nt
Organism: Actinia tenebrosa (Australian red waratah sea anemone)
Lineage: Eukaryota; Metazoa; Cnidaria; Anthozoa; Actiniaria; Actiniidae
Product: adenosine receptor A1-like
Biological process (GO): G protein-coupled receptor signaling pathway
Cellular component (GO): plasma membrane
Molecular function (GO): G protein-coupled receptor activity
Source: RefSeq, a predicted model, not a curated record